Molecule: messenger RNA, 1326 nt
Organism: Dioscorea cayenensis subsp. rotundata (Guinea yam)
Lineage: Eukaryota; Viridiplantae; Streptophyta; Magnoliopsida; Dioscoreales; Dioscoreaceae
Product: LOB domain-containing protein 36-like
Exons: 2
Coding region: 185-964 (259 amino acids)
Source: RefSeq, a predicted model, not a curated record
UUUUGGUUUGAAACAUCCACAAAUCUCGCAGAUUGAUCACCCAAAAAAGAGAAAAGAAAGCGAAAAGAUUCAUCAUCAUCAUCAACAACAACAACGAAUCCCAAUCCAAAGUGUUUCUAAGCAAAAAAGAAGAGAUCUUUAGGUCUAUUUCAACAUAGAUCUAAAGAUCUCCUCUUCUUCAGCCAUGUCAUCAUCAAGCUCACCAUGCGCAGCAUGCAAAUUUCUCCGGCGAAAAUGCACUCAAGGCUGUGUAUUCGCACCGUAUUUCCCACCAGACCAGCCUCACAAAUUCGCUCAUGUUCAUCGAGUCUUCGGCGCAAGCAACGUCGCUAAACUCCUCAACGAGCUGCCGGCAUCUCAAAGAGAAGACGCCGUGAAUUCAUUAGCUUAUGAAGCCGAAGCUCGUCUUCGCGAUCCAGUCUAUGGUUGCGUUCGAUAUAUAUCCUUAUUGCAAACAAGACUCAAAGAAGUGCAACUCGAUCUUUAUAAUGCGAAGAAAGAGCUUGCCGCCUAUAUCGGCCCCUCGGCAUUAGCACCUUUUAUUUCUCCUCAGCUCGGUUUCACUCUUCCUCCUAAUUCCAUUGCUCAGUUUGGUCUUGGACCAAUACAACAACAACAACUUCAACAACAACAUCAACCUCAACAUCAACUACUACUGCAGCAACCAUUGCAGCAGCAGCAGUUGGCUGAGCAGCAGCAACAACAAGCUUUGUUGGCUGCGAGAGAACAGGAGAUCAUGAUGAUGAGAUUCAAUGGUUUAUAUGAUGGUAGUGCUUCUUCUUCUCAAGAACUUGUUUUAUUACCUGCCGAAGAUCAUCAACUCAAUCUCCAUCAUCAACAUCAUCAACAUCAUCAACCAAAUCAACAACAACAACAACAACAACAACAGUUUGUAGAGCAACAACAGCAGCAGCAGCAACAAGGAAUGCAGAAUGAAGAAGGAAGGAAUGGAGCAGGACAAUGAUUUUGAUCAUAUGUGUUUCAUUUGGACAAGUUUUCUUCUUCUUCUUCUUCUCUUCCAGGUUUUUUAUCUCUCUUUCUUUUUGAUCUUAAAAAAAAAAUGAUAUAUUUUGGAUAGUUCAAGGACUAUUGAUGUGUAUAUAUGAUCAUGUGAAGAAGAGAGAGAAAAAAAAAAAGAAAGAGAGGAAGAAGUUAAUUGAGUAAAUAGAAAGAGUUUGUGAAGAAGAUGACAGAAGACAUAUGAUCAUAUAUUCUCUUUCUUUGUAGGAAAAAAAGCCUCUCAAGUCUUUAUGGCUACUGUUCUACAACCUUUUCAUACUUCUUUUUUGCUCCCCCUCCCAUUCUUCUUCUCAUCUUUCUCAGCUA